AUGAGCGACUUUUUUGGUGGAUGGAGUGCAAACUCAAUACUGGAUCGACUUUGCCACCCAAACCAGAGUACGACACUUGGCUUUCCCCAACUGGUCCCAACAGAAGGAACCGCUCCUCAAAUUUCUCGCUACGUUCAUUCUCUGGUCUCCUGGUGGUAUGACGCAGGGAUGACUUGGCACGCUCGCUUCAGGUAUGCUGAUAGUGGGUUGCAUGGCAUAAUUCACCGAGAGGGUCGCCCACACUCGGUACACCGUGGAGGCGUCCAACCAGCUUCGAAUGAGGCCUUCACCGUCAGUUCGCCGCCUCUCUUACGUGAGCAUUUGUUUUCCCGAUACACAGCAACGGUGUUUUCCGGCUCGGAAGCGCGCAAAAAGGAUCUGGGCCAAGCGACCGUCUCAUUCACAUGUGCCUGGCGUUUUUCUGGUCACACGAGCGCAAAAAGGAUGAUGAAUGCAUUUGUCUUUUCUGGGCCGACAAGAACUCAGACAGCCCUCUGA
Molecule: messenger RNA, 498 nt
Organism: Acaulospora colombiana
Lineage: Eukaryota; Fungi; Glomeromycota; Glomeromycetes; Diversisporales; Acaulosporaceae
Source: the annotation of a GenBank genome assembly